CAUGUUGAGGGAUGCACAGUUACAGAAGACAACCAACCGAUCACUUUACAGCAUAACCAGCCGGCUAAGUCUCAUAUUCCAUACACAACGUUCCUGAGGGGAAAAAUCAUCUAGAGGCUGGUGAAAUGUCCAGUGAAAAGCUUGAUGUGGUGAUCAUUGGAGGAGGGAUAUCAGGUCUGUCAGCUGCCAAGCUGUUGAUGGAGGCGGACUUGAAUGUGGUUGUUUUGGAAGCUAGAAACCGGGUCGGAGGGAGAACAUAUACAAUUCAUGGUCCAGAGUUCCAAUACGCUGAUCUGGGAGGAUCAUAUGUCGGACCGACCCAGAAUCGGAUUUUGCGAUUAGCAAAGGAGCUGGGAAUAAAAACGUAUGAAGUAAAUGAGAAAGAAAAACUCAUUCACUUUGUGAAGGGAAAGUCUUAUCCAUUUUUUGGGUCGUUUCCUCAUUCACUGAACCCCAUUAUAUACCUGGAUUACAACAACCUCUGGAGAACUUUGGAUGAAAUGGGAGAGGAGAUUCCUAAAGGUGCACCAUGGAGAGCCCAGCAUGCAGAGGAGUGGGAUAAUAUGACCAUGAAAGAGUUAAUUGACAGACUUUGCUGGACACAAGCAGCGAGGGACUUUGCAACGCUCUUUGUCAAUGUCAACGUGUCCUCCGAGCCCCACGAGGUGUCGGCACUCUGGUUCCUGUGGUACGUGACGCAGUGCGGAGGAACCAAACGCAUCUUUUCAACCAGCAACGGAGGCCAGGAGAGGAAGUUUGUUGGAGGCUCUUCACAAAUCAGUGAGCAGAUAGCCAAGUGCCUGAAAGAACGUGUGAAGCUCCAGAGACAAGUGAUGAGACUGGAACAGAGUGAGAAGUUCAUCAAUGUGGAGACGCUGAACAGAGAGAAAUACCGGGCAGAUUAUGUGAUCAGUGCUCUCCCCCCAGCCCUCACUCAGCAGAUCCACUGCCUUCCCCCAGUGCCUGCAGUGAGGAACCAGCUGAUCCAGCGGGUGCCAAUGGGAUCGGUCAUCAAGUGUAUCAUGUUUUACAGCCGCUGCUUCUGGAGAGAGAAAGGGUACUGUGGCACCAUGAUCAUUGAGGACGAGGACUCACCUGUAACCAUAACACUGGAUGACACCAAGCCCGAUGGAUCAUACCCUGCGAUCAUCGGGUUUAUCCUGGCCCGAAAAGCCCGACACUUAACCAGUCUCAGCAAAGCAGAGAGGAAGAAACAAAUCUGCCAGGUUUAUGCCCGGGUGCUGCAAACUGAAGAGGCUUUGCACGCUGUGCACUAUGAGGAGAAGGAUUGGUGUGAGGAGCCUUACUCUGGCGGAUGCUACACUGCAUACUUCCCGCCUGGCACAUUCGUUCAGUUUGGCAGAGUUCUGCGGAAGCCAUUUGGACGUCUGUACUUUGCUGGGACUGAGACGGCCUCCAAGUGGAGUGGGUACAUGGACGGAGCGGUGGAAGCUGGGGAACGUGCAGCUAGAGAGGUGAUGUGUGCCAUGGGGAUGAUCCCAGCCACAGAAAUCUGGGUGGAAGAACCUGAAGUUCAGGAGGUUCCGAGCCGCCCCUUCAGCCCCACUUUGUGGGAGAGGCACUUGCCCUCUGUGCCGGGUUUCCUGCUGCUGCUGGGCCUCACCACGUGUCUGUCACUGGCCGGGCUGGUGCUCACCGGGAGAGGCCUUCGGGCCCAGAGCUGAGAUCUGUCCUGCUCCCUGUCGCAUCUUU
Callorhinchus milii (elephant shark) is the source of this 1713-nucleotide messenger RNA. Its product is annotated as amine oxidase [flavin-containing]. The record is from RefSeq and is a predicted model, not a curated record. The transcript is spliced from 15 exons. Lineage: Eukaryota; Metazoa; Chordata; Chondrichthyes; Chimaeriformes; Callorhinchidae. Gene Ontology annotation, molecular function: oxidoreductase activity. Bases 126 to 1685 code for a protein of 519 amino acids.